CAAAGAAUAGCAUAACGAUGUGAUUUCAGCGCUUUAAAAAUUUAUAUUUGGGGAAUGUAAUCCAAUACAUGAAAAUGUGAACGAAAACUACGCAGACUUAUUUACAGACAUGAAAUGUAUCGCAUCUAGAGCUGAGCCAUCUAGGACUAGUACAUCGUUGAGGGAAAACACAUAUGAACUUAUAUAUACAUGUUUACAUAAAUUAGGUGACCCAACUAAAAAUGAGACAAAACCUAUAGUACAUUGAAAUACAUAGAAACGCAUAUGGUUGUUCAACUUUUGACACGAGGAAUUUGGACCCCGAUUGGAUCUUCAGAAACAGCUGUAAUGAGUGUAGCGUGUAUCUAAUGGAGGGCACUCAAUGACACAAGGUACCUGAAAGCUGAUUACAAGAAAAAGACCGAGGUCGUUGAGAUAAAAUGCUGCGAUGACAAUAAUGACUCCAAUUAUAACAAAACAAAACAUAUGCAUAUUUGCCUAUAUGACAGCAUGGGCAAUUUCAUACCUAACAACAUUGCCAGUAGCAUCUGCGAUGAUGCGACCAAAUCAAACGUUUUGGAGUACUUCGAAUCUUCCAAAUCCAAAGACGAGGUUCUUGUGCCGAGGAGUGAAAAGUGUUCCUUCAUAUUUUUGUGACCCAGAGCAUAUCCUUGAACACGAUGAAGCACUUUCAAUACAGAGACGUCUCCAAAGAAUCCACAUGUCAUCGACCUGUUCCUGUGCUGCGGAUGAAUGCAACAGCCAUACGCCCUACUCUGGCUAUGAGUUCGUGGUCAUCUUAGUCAGCAAUAUAAUAUCAGUAGACAGAAAUGAUGUUGAGGAAUAUAUCGAUACGAGGGAGUCAUAUGAAGAACUGCCCGAUGAUUUCAAAAUGAAUGGCCGAUUUCCCCUGGAACCAGUCAAGUCAAAACAAAUACCCACAGAUGAACUUGCAAAUGCCGUACUUAGCGAGAAAUGGAAACUCGGACACUGCGGGGACUAUGCUCUACUGACCUAUGCAACAAAUAGUAAAACCUGCGUGUUUACGCAUGGUUCUACAUUAACUACCUUGACCAGCUCCAACUGCCAUCUAUCAAUGCGUAACAGCACAAGUAACAAUAUCACAAACUACAUUCCAACAAACAGCAACAAUAGAAACACUCAUAUGAACAACAAUACUCAUAACAACAAUGUGACAAAAACUAACAUAACCAUGCAGAAUAUGAGUGUUUAUCAAAAACUUGAUGAAAUUCUAUCUUACUACGAAUCUCAUUAUUUCUAUAAAGAUGGCGGUCCACGAACUGCGAUGAUAUAUGCUGCAAGCACAGAACCUGUUAAAAGAAAGGGAUUCUCUUUAUAUGUCCUUGCUCCGAUCUUGAUUUUUGCAUCAUUUAUUUUGAUUGUCUUAUUCCUUAUAAUUACGGAUAAAUAUAUCCUACCGUGGUAUAGGAACAGAUUGAGGUGCAAAGAUGAGAAAAUUCGAUACAGAAGAAAGUUAGAUCAAAUGAAUGGUAAUGAUUCUAAAAUGUCCAACUUGCACAAAGAGGAUCAUCUGCUAGAAGCGGAGAGUGUUGUCGACGCUGAUGAGGGAUGGUGGUGGGAUGAGUCUGGGCAGAGAAUACGUCAUGAAAGUGGAGAACCAGAGAAAGUGCAUGUGUAUUAGAUGUUUCCUCUAAAAGUUUGACUAGAAAAAUCCAGUUAACGUACUACAGUGUGUCUCAAAAAUAUGUUACACUUACAAAAAGUUCAAUAUCAUUCAUGAUUUUGACUUUCCCCUAAAAUAUACUUAGAUACCAAAAGACCAGCCUUUCUCAAAUAAAU
Owenia fusiformis is the source of this 1800-nucleotide messenger RNA. The record is from the annotation of a GenBank genome assembly. Lineage: Eukaryota; Metazoa; Annelida; Polychaeta; Sabellida; Oweniidae.